Molecule: messenger RNA, 1014 nt
Organism: Peronospora belbahrii
Lineage: Eukaryota; Oomycota; Peronosporomycetes; Peronosporales; Peronosporaceae
Source: the annotation of a GenBank genome assembly
AUGGCUGGUGAGAAGCGAAAGAAACAAUGGAUGGGCAGUCGUGAUGGCAAUACGAAGCGUCACAACGGAUCACUAGCUGCUGCUGCUAAUGCAAAAGGUUAUGGUGCAGUAUUAGUGACAUGUGAUAAGAUGCAUGAACGGCAGAGCGUGAGUGAUGCGCUCAAUAUUUUAAACGAAGCGGCCGAUCGCUUUUUCCCGUCAGCUAAAGAGAAGGAGGAAAAUACAACAGAGAAAGAAGGGAAUUCAGUGCAAAAGAAGCUUCAAGAGGAGGUUGAAGCAUUGAAGACGCAGGCAAAGAGUCGCCAGACGGGCAGGUUUACACCGCUAGAUACUGGAGUCAAAGGCGCUGUGCUAAUCCAGUUUAAAGACGAUCAUUUGUCCCCCACAGCUCUAUUGGCCAAGAUUUUUGAACAAGUUGAGAAUACUAAGGAAUUUGCAUCGAGAUUUAUCAUGAGAAUGAUCCCAUUGGAGAAAAUUGGCUACUCGAGCGUGGAAGCUAUUAAGGAACUCGCUGCCCCGAUGAUUGAAACGCACUUGAAGACUUUUAAGGAAGAACAGAAGGCUGCGGGCACUGACGAUCCUUUCACGUUUGCAGUCGAGUUUAAACGUCGUAAUUGCACUAAUCUGAACAGCAUGGACGUCAUUGAUACACUUGUGCAACUAGUAGGAGAUGACAAGACCAAGGUGAAUCUAACGGCACCCCGCUGUGUUUUGAUGGUUGAGGUCUUUCGGAACACGUGCGGUUUUAGCAUACUGACGGAUUUUCAUCGAUUUAAGAAGUACAACGUGCGCUCAAUCAUCGACCCUCCUGUUCCUGGACAGCAGACGGCCAAGAGGGGAGACAAGGACGGUAAGUUACUAGCGAAGGACGAUGAAUUAAAAACCGACGCCUCGGCGUACACGAAAGCAACGAAUGAUGAUCCUGAGAAAAUUGACGAUCUGGCGGUCGAGAAAGAAGACACAGACGAGAAGAGCACGACGGUAGUGCAUGACAAGUCGACAGAGGAGGAAUAG